AUGCUGGCAGAAGCAAUCCCAGAUGCUCUGGAACAAGAGCAGGUUAGAGAAGUGAAGCUGGAGGAGGAUGAUGCGCCUCUCGAGGAGGACCCUAGGCUGGCAGAGGCCAGGCCUCGGCCCGAGGUGGCUCACCAGCUCUUCAGAUGCUUCCAGUACCAGGAAGAUAUGGGGCCGCGGGCAUCCCUGGGCCGGCUCCGGGAACUCUGCAACCACUGGCUGCGGCCGGCACUGCAUACCAAGAAGCAGAUUCUGGAGCUGCUAGUCCUGGAGCAGUUCCUCAGCGUCCUGCCCCCACAUGAUUUUAGCUUCAGUGCUGGCAAGAGUGCCUCUGCGGCCAUCAUCUCGGAGGAACAGCAUAGCCCUUCCCAGGUCCCUAUCCACAGCCCCAAAAGGGAGCUGCCCUCGGAAGAGACUCCAGCCGUGAAUCUGUUGAAUGAAGUACCCCUAUCUGAGCCAGUGCCCACCAGACCUGCUGAACCUGAGGAGUGGAGACUUGCCCCAAGUUCAAAUUGGCCAGUGAGCCCAGAGCCCCAGGGGAUGCUCCAGGAGCCGCAAGAAAGCCACCCCUCCCAGGGCCCCUCAUGGCUUGAGGUGAAUUCCAGAGACCAAGAGCUGGCAGCUGUGUUGGAGUCUCUUACCUUUGAUGAUACCUCAGAGAAGAAAGCUUGGCCUGAAAACCCUCUUGAAUUUAGGAGCAGAGUGCCUGACAAGGAGGAAGUUAAAGUUGAAGAGCCUAAAGCGACUAUUUGGCCUGUCAUCAUUUCAUCAGAGUCCCAGGCUGAGGGCCCUGGAGUCACAGAAGAGCCUCUUUCCCAGACACUGGGGCAGGAGGCAAGUGCUGUCGGGGAAGGGACCCCUGCUGGCAGCAGUGACGCUGCAGUGGAGGUGAGCGCAGCUGCAGAUGCCACAGAGUCCGAGACACAGUCGCAGUUUAUAUGCUCAGAGUGCGGAGUGAACUUCCCGCAGUCGUCCAGCCUACAGGCCCAUCAGCUACAGUCUCACUCGGGCUCUCGAUCUCAGCCAAGCUCUCGAUCUCAGUCAAGCUCUCGGUCCUUCAUGUGUCUGUGGUGCGGGAAGACUUUUGGGCGCAGCUCCAUCCUCAAGUUGCAUGUGCGAAUACACACCGAUGAGCGGCCACACGCCUGUCACCUCUGCAGCCACCGUUUCCGCCAGAGGUCUCAUCUGGCGAAGCACAUGCUAACACAUUCCUCCGAGCCUGCCUUCCGGUGUGCUGAGUGUGAUCAGGGCUUCCAGCGUCGCUCCAGCCUCAUACGGCACCUGCUGGCACAUUCCCACGAACAAAAUCCCAAGGCAGACCCAGAAGGCAAGAGAAAAGUGCCAGAGAAGGCAGUUGUUCUCUGUUCCCACUGCGGGCAGACCUUCCAAAGGCGCUCUAGCUUGAAGCGUCACCUGCGCAUCCAUGCAAAGGGCAAGGACCAUCAGUCCUCGGAAGACCCUGGCAGCCUUAGCUCUUGCCAGGAGAGCAAACCCUAUGUGUGCAGUGACUGUGGUAAGGCUUUCCGACGAAGCGAGCACCUGAUGACCCACAAGCGAGUCCACACUGGCGAACGACCUUUUUCCUGCCAUGCCUGUGCCCGCUGCUUCACCCAAAGCUCUCAGCUGAUCAGCCACCAGAAGGUGCACACAGGUGAGAAGCCUCACGUCUGUCCCCAGUGCAGCAAGCGCUUUGUGAGACGUGCGGGCCUUGCCCGCCAUCUGUUGACCCAUGGUGGCCUCCGGCCUUACCACUGUGGCCAGUGUGACAAAAGUUUCACCCAAAUGCGAGACCUGACCCGCCACCUGCGCUGCCACACAGGAGAGAAGCCCUGCCGAUGCAGCGAGUGUGGAGAGGGGUUCAGCCAGAGUGCCCACUUGGCACGCCACCAACGCAUCCACACGGGAGAGAAGCCCCACGCCUGUGACACCUGUGGUCACCGCUUCCGAAACAGCUCCAACUUGGCCCGCCACCGCCGCAGCCACACGGGUGAACGGCCCUACAGUUGCCCAACCUGCGGUCGCAGUUUCCGGCGCAAUGCGCACCUACAGCGCCACCUGGUCACACACACAGCGUCAAAGCAAGAGAUGGAAGACCCCCAGGAGUGCCCAGAGUGUGGCAAGAUCUUCAGUCGCAGCUGCAACUUGCUACGCCAUCUACUGGUCCACACAGGCGCAAGACCCUACUCCUGUGUGCUGUGUGGCCGUGGCUUUAGCCGCAAUUCGCACCUGCUGCGCCACCUGCGAACCCACGCCCGGGAGACGCUGUACUAGCCUCACCUGUGUUCCAGCAGCCUUGUUCUGUAUGCACCGCCUGCAUGAAUAAGAUUCCCUAUGACGUCCUCUUCACACAUACUUCCUCUUGGUUCCUCCACAUUUUUCGUCCCCACCUUUGACCUCUUUUCCCUGACCCCAGGAAUGUGUUUUCGGAUGCUUUAAGUAAA
Molecule: messenger RNA, 2438 nt
Organism: Cricetulus griseus (Chinese hamster)
Lineage: Eukaryota; Metazoa; Chordata; Mammalia; Rodentia; Cricetidae
Source: RefSeq, a predicted model, not a curated record